Aspergillus versicolor CBS 583.65 is the source of this 1098-nucleotide messenger RNA. Its product is annotated as lactonase family protein. The record is from RefSeq and is a predicted model, not a curated record. Bases 1 to 1098 code for a protein of 365 amino acids. The transcript is spliced from 7 exons. Gene Ontology annotation, molecular function: protein binding; 6-phosphogluconolactonase activity. NCBI's taxonomy places the organism in Eukaryota, Fungi, Ascomycota, Eurotiomycetes, Eurotiales, Aspergillaceae.
AUGCAGCUCCAUCACCUGCUUACCGGCUCCUAUACCAACACUACACUCUUUCUCCUCGCCUUCGACAGUGUCUCGAGGACGUUGAGCUUGAACUCGACAGUUCCGGGAUAUGGACUGCAUCAAUUUGUGACGAGCAAUUCCGCCAAGAAUCGUAUCUACGCAACUGCCAUGAGCGAGCCUCCGCGCUUAUUCUCUUGGAGUGUCGAUGAGAACUUCAAGUUCAAUCACCUCCACACGGUCAACAUUACUUCCUCCGCCUGCUACGUCUCGGACGACGGCCAGUACGCUUUCAGUGCUGGAGGACCUACCGCGCAUGUGCAUGCUCUUGACCAGGACGGGGGCAUAGAUCAGCUGGUUGACGAGAUCGAUCUUCUGCCAUCGGAGGAGAUUGAAAGAGUGGACAAAACCCGCAAUGCUGUCCUGUACGGAGCCCAUGCGUUCGAUGUCAAUGUCAACAAUAAAGCCUUCAUUCCUGAUCUUGGCAUGAAUUCCAUCUAUAUGUACGACAUUGCAGCAAAUGGGUCUGCAACGCUGCUAUCGAUCAACCUGAGCCCCACAGAAGGUCCACGCAAUACUUAUCCCAGUAAGGAUGGGAGGCUUCUCUAUGUCAUAACGGAACACUCGCAAUGGCUUGAUGUGUAUGAGAUUGGAAAUACCCAGCUGAAACACGUACAGCGCGGUAGUGCCAUACCAAACAACGUUCGCGGUGAAUUCACCUUCCGCAGUAAUACCGUCCAGCCGUCUCGAGAUGGAAGAUAUCUUUUCACCUCGAGCCGAAGCUGGAAUAGUCCAGGUGCAAAUGGAUAUGUCGCAGCCUUUGCGCUGAACGAAACAGGCUACCUGGUAGAAGAAGCAGCUCUAACCUUUUAUGAAGCCCCUGUCUCUCUCGGAUCCGCAGGUGGUCUUCGGGUUGCUCCGUGGACUGAUGAGACCAAUUGUGAUCCCAACGGCCUGACAGACUAUAUGUAUCUGAGUGAUACAUCAGAGGGCUGGAUGUUUAUUGUUGGCUGGACUCCGUCUAAUGCGUCCUUGGGCCUUAUCGCGUCGUAUCGGUACAUUGACAACACGUCACCAUACGAGGCUACCUGGCUAGAUUAG